CAACGCUUGCGCUUUUAUAUUUAUUAAAUUGAGGUUAGAAAAAUAAUAAUAUUUAUCAAUUAUCUAUAAUUACUAAUUAAAAUACCAAUAAAUUAUACAUACAAAAUGGAGGAGAAAACAUCAGAAGAAUACAAGGAGCUAGGCAACACUGCUGUAAGGGCUAACAAUUUUGCUGAAGCAGUAUUACAUUACACGUGCGCUAUUAAAACAGACGAAACUAAUUACACGUUGUAUAGUAACAGAUCUUUAGCAUUUCUAAAAGUGCAACAGUAUUAUCAUGCAUUGGAAGAUGCGAAUGCAACUAUAAGACUGAACCCAAUUUGGCCCAAGGGGCAUUUUAGAAAGGGAGAAGUGGAGUUUGCUUGCAGUCACUUUAUGGAUGCCUAUGAAAGUUAUAAGAAAGCUUUGGAGUUAAAGCCCGAUGAUGUUAAUGUCAUGGAGGCUUUGAAUAAGGCGGCUAGGAGUGUUGCAAAAGAACGAAAAGCUGAUGAAACAAUACCUUGGCUAGGGGCAGGUAUAGGAAUAAUUUUGGGUGUUAUAAUUGUUAUAGCAGACUGCCUAUUUACCUUUAAACCUACACAUCCGAUGCUUAUGGCUUUUAUAACAAUUAUUAUAUCCAUGAUUGGUUAUUGUAUAGCAAGAUUUUAUAGAUACUGGAUUAAAACACAAAGAAGUAGUCUACUGAGUCCACCAAUUGAUUUGCUGGGAGAAGAAAAUGAAAAUUCCGAAGAAAACCCAGAACAUCGUACUUAUAGUCCAAGAUAUUCUAAAUCGCAAGCCCGUCAAAGAUAUAGAAAAGGCAAAUUGUAAAGUUUCUACGAAAAUUUUAAAUUUUAAUUCUAUUUUGUACCCAAAUUUUGAUUAGGUAGCUAGAAAUGUGGCGAGACUUUGAUUUAAUGCCAACACGGAAAAAAGAAAACAUUAACCAUUAAUGCACAGAACAUUAAUGCAGUCAAUAUAGUGUUCAAAAUCACACAAUUUCUUAUGUAUUACUUUAACAACAGCAAUAGUAACUUUGGUCGCAUCAAUAAGUACUGCCAGGAACUAUAUAUAGGCUCACUAUAUCUCAUGUGCCAUCUUCAGGUCUUUUCUGCUGGGCUGCUGUUGCUGCUCUGCUGCGAGUUGAUCUUGUUAAUCUGAGUGGCGUUUUGGUGGUUGUAAGAGCUGGUUUCCAUGCAGUUGGUACUCACGUACCAUCCGUGAAGCCAUUGAAAUAGAAAAACGUCCAAGAAACCUCAAUAAAAAAAAAUAUAAAAACCCUGUUGUAAAUGACCGAUUAAUUCCUGUAGAAACCAAUUGAAGUAUUGCUUGGUAUCAAUGGGUCUGAAUUGGACUUACUUGAUUUAAUUGGGCGCGAUAAAAAACAAAUUGGUUUUUACUGGUAUUUUCUAUGAUGGAAAGGUAAAAUUAGAAUUCAAUUGGGCAUUUCCAGUGUAAGAUUCGAAAAAGGAAUCUGCUAAUUGGUUAUUCUCAAUACUUUAAAAUAUGGAAAAAUCCAAUUAGGAUUCUACUGUUUUUUAGCGGUUUCGAUUGGAUAAAGCUACCUAUAGGUAAUUUCCAAUUGAAUUCAAUUGGGCAUUCCCAGUGUAAGAUUCGAAAAAUCUGCUAAUUGGUUAUUCCCAAUACAAUACAAAUAUCGCAAGAGGGCUCUCGUGUAGCUGCGCAAAACCAACGAGGUUGAGACGCCAUCAUAAAGAAAAAACAACACAAACAAGUCUUGGGACGCCAUUUAUUAGCGGUUUUUUUAUUAGUCGAUUUCUGUGUUAAGUGCCUAGUGAUAGUAGUGUACUUAUAUCUUAAAAAAAUGUUUAUAUGUGUAAGGUUUAGGGACGAUGGGCGUAAGAAUGGUUGUCACAGCGGACAAAAUAAAAAAAUUUGACAUAAACAAUAUCAACUUUGACCAUGCCUACAAACAUCCUUUGCAAGAAAGACAAAAAAAUGAUUAUAACCGAGUAAUUUUAUUUAUUUUUUAUUACUUUUUUGUGAUAGUAAGUUACAUGUAUCAAUACAUACAUAUAUCACAAAAAAAAUAAUAAAGAAAUAAAAUUACUCAGUAACAAUAAAUUUUUUGUCUCUUUUGUGAAAAAUGAAUUCUGGUUUUUACCCGGUUAUCGUUCUGGGAUCUAAAAUUAUUUUUGAAUGAAAAAUAAACUGGUAGGUAUUUUCUAAUCCAAAUUUAAAAAUAUUAAUUGGUUUUAAUUGGUUGGAAUGGG
Brassicogethes aeneus is the source of this 2213-nucleotide messenger RNA. The record is from the annotation of a GenBank genome assembly. NCBI's taxonomy places the organism in Eukaryota, Metazoa, Arthropoda, Insecta, Coleoptera, Nitidulidae.